AUGGUUUCGUCGAGUGCAGGAAGCAACAGUGCCCCAGCAUCGAGGGUUGCUACACGUUGCUGGAGCCGCGGGAGGACGAGUGUUGCCACAGGUGCAAAGUUUCCACUAAUAUUUCUUCCGCCAGCAGUGUUGUAUUUCCUUCGCGAAAUUUUUACAAAAUUUUCCAACUCGCUGGCUGCGAUCACUUAUCGGUAUUUUGCUCACCGCGAUACAAACGGGAUUACAAAAUUAACCUUCCCUCUCGAUCGGCCGAAUCGCGAAGGUUGCGUGCAAAACGGAGUGCACCAUGGAUCCGAGACCGAGUGGACCGAGGAGAACGACCCGUGCAGGAUCUUCAGCUGCAAGGCCGGAGUGAUCACCGAGUCUCGAUUGCACUGUUACACGCCGUGUUCGAACCCUAUCCCGGCCGUGGCCGGCCAGUGUUGUCCAAUGUGCGCCGGUAAGUAUGCGAGUCAUUGUCGGCAGAUCGGCAAUCGGUCGAUCGACGUUGCUUUUCCCGUGUUGUUCGCAGGCUGUCACGUGAACGGGCAGCUGGUGACGGCGGACAGGUCGGUGACCACCACCGAGGACCCCUGCGUCACUUGCAGAUGCAACGCCGCUGGUCGACUCACCUGCGCGAAACAGGCUUGCCCGGUGUUGCACUGCCCUGGCUCGAAAAUCGUCCACGACUCUGGCGAGUGUUGUCCACGUUGCAAGGGCAGCCGAAGGUACUUCUCGCCGCCGAAGGGCGCCUGCAUGCUCGGUACCGGCGUCUACAAUUCCGGGAUGCAGUUCUACCUGGACCAGUGCACGCGGUGCAGCUGCUCCAAUUCCACCGUCUCGUGCGUUCGAGAGACUUGCCCGGUGCACGAGUGCCCGGCCGAGCAUCAGAUCGCGUUGCCAGGUCGUUGCUGCCCCCAGUGCCCCGAGGUCGAGGAGGUACUGUUUUGUCCUAGGCAGGAUGGCGAAAGUUGGAAGCUUGACUCGUGCAAGGCAUGCGCCUGCAUGCAAGGCAAGGUACGGUGCGCGAUGCCCAUGUGUCCGCCGUUGAACUUGCCCUGUCCUCCAAACUCGAGACUGGAGCAUCCGGAGGGUCAGUGUUGUCCUCGUUGCGUCGAAAGCGACGGAGUGUGCACGGUGUUCGGUGACCCGCACUAUCGCACGUUCGACGGCAAGUUUUUCAGCUUCAAGGGAGCUUGCAAGUACCAGCUGGCCAGCGACUGUUCCGGGCACACGUUCAGCGUUCGAGUGACCAACGACGCCAGAUCGACGAGAUUCUCCGCUUGGACGAAAACGAUCGCGAUCAAGAUGCGAGUGAAGGUGAACGGGAAGAAGGUGGAUAUACCGUAUCGCGUGGCGAACCGGCUGGACGUGAAUCGCACGGCCGACAGCAUAGUGGUGAGCACGCAGAUCGGAAUCAAGGUCCUCUGGGACGGGAUCAGUUUCCUCGAGGUGUCGGCGCCGACUUCGUACAGGGGACGGUUGUGCGGUCUGUGCGGCAACUUCAACUCCCUGCCGAAGGACGACUUUACCAAUCGAAGGGGCAAACUGUUGCAAGAUGCUCAACCGUUUGGCCAAUCGUGGCUGGUGAACCCGACCAUGUACUACAAGGCCUGCCUGCAGGAUAUGUGCGAAUGCCCGACCGAGAACUGCUACUGCGAGUCGUUCACCGCGUACGCGCACGAGUGCAAGAGGCUGGGCAUUCAGUUGCCGCACUGGCGAAAAUCCACCAGAUGUCGAACCGGUUGGGACCAGUUCUCCGCACCUGCUGGC
This is a messenger RNA of Heterotrigona itama, 1752 nucleotides long. The record is from the annotation of a GenBank genome assembly. NCBI's taxonomy places the organism in Eukaryota, Metazoa, Arthropoda, Insecta, Hymenoptera, Apidae.